AGUGCAGACGCGUCCGUUCGCUGUUGUUCAGUUUCUUAAUAGUAGGACAAAUAGCUAUACAAUUGGCUAUAACAACCAUGAUGGCAACGUCUACAAUUGUCAACAGUGUCAAAGUGUACUGUUUUUUAGUUCUGGUGAUGAUCUUCGCCUGGCUUGUUGGUGCGGCUCCCCUUCUGCCUCCAUACGAGUGUAAAGGGUCUGAACAGCCCGAUGGCACCGUCACGUUCAAUCUUCCUGGGGACUUUCCAGACCUAGUGGCCAAGUGUGAGCCUGAGAUCCUUAUUAAGGACACUUCUCUUGAAGACAUAAUUUCUGUGAUAUAUGAGAAUGGGAACGUUACAUGGAUUCCGCCAGUACUUGGAGCCACUAAGCGCAACUUCACCUUAAACCGCUGCCCACGAUCUGUCAAGAUUGCCUGGCCUGGCCUGGCCUGUCCUUUGUGGUUCAACAAGGCCACAAGCUGCUCCUGUGAGUCCUUGAUGAACUCAACGCAGAAUCAGAUCCUCACAACAACCGAGGCACCUGCUUCUGACCAUAGCUUAAAUGACAGCCCCCAUCGUCGAGUGGGUGUUGCCAUCUCUGGUGUGAUCAUCGCACUGUGUGGCUGUCUGGCUCUCUGGACUGCUUUGUGUUGUAAGAAGAGGGAGAAGGACAUGGACCACCCUCUGGGGGACUCCAGUGCCGAGACAUCGCCAUCCAGCUCCAGUGAGCAGCUUCCAGGGUCCCAGGAUCCCACUGAGGCAGCUCCCAUCAUGGGCCACGGAGGAACCUGAGAAGUCCCCAUGAGUGUCGAGCGAGAAUGUGGAGAAACACAUAAUAGAUUUGUUUGUAAGACUGUGGUGGUAUCACAUGCAUGAGAAAUACGUUUUUAAUGAGUGAAUCAGUGAAUGGCCGGUUGGUUAAUGAAGGUCCCAGCCAGCAGUCAUGGUUUCAGGUAGGAGAGAACAGGGCCGCCACCUGGGACAGCAUGUAUGGGCGGUGGCAUGAGCACUUGAGAAGAAUAUAGUUGUCAUAUCCCUGUUUUUACAAAUGCGUUUCAGUCAUUUCAUUUUUUUUGUACAGAUUUUACGGAAAACAAUUUUAAACCUGAUGCUGCAUUGACCUAGACACUGGAGUGACGCUGCAUUCAGGCCCUUGAGAUAUGAGUUUGUCAAAUGCGGGAAUGUAAGAGCUGAAUGAACACAUUCUAAUGUAAGAUGAGGGUCCUAGUUUUUAAAUGUAACUUUAAAUGUAAUGUUUUUAUGUGCUUCGGUGCUUCAGGUUUUCAUAGGCUGAGGGCACCUUUUCCCAAAAAGGGCUUAGGCAUUCAGCAGGUAUUUUCGCAGGUGCCUUGGGCUUAUAAAUGAGUUACGUGUAGUGGGAGGGACAUGAAUGACAUCACAUUGGAAAAGUUUGAGGCUGCCGUUUACAACAGAAUGUGAAUGAGAUGUGUGGGGGGACAUAAUUGAAUCCAUAUUACAUUUGUGUACAUUGAAAUAGGGUCCAUUUCAGAUGUAGCCUUUGAUGUGUUGGUGCACUAAUUCAUUCGGGGGUAAGGUAAAGUCUAUGUGCGUGUGCAAAAUGAUCUGCUACAUUCAACCACAGUGCAAAUAGAAACUCAAAACUCAUGUGGUCCUGUUAGCUUAGUCUCUGUAAUUGCACUGUUACAGUCCUGUGCUACUUUUCUUAUAUCUCCUUUUCUGUGUUUUGUUGUGUCCCUUUUAAUACUAUUUCCAAUGUUAACAAAUAAAGUGUAUUUUUAAAUUAUUAUUCAA
Messenger RNA from Engraulis encrasicolus (European anchovy), 1754 nucleotides. RefSeq lists its product as uncharacterized. NCBI's taxonomy places the organism in Eukaryota, Metazoa, Chordata, Actinopteri, Clupeiformes, Engraulidae. The record is from RefSeq and is a predicted model, not a curated record. Bases 78 to 773 code for a protein of 231 amino acids. The transcript is spliced from 7 exons.